GAUUAGCAAUCACAUCGAUUUACCGAGUAUAAAUAUAUACGUAGUUCUACUGACGAUAAGUUCUAUCCCUUUUUAUUGUUUAAACAGUCUAUGACAAUUGCGCCGGCCCGCACAGAAAUACUACCAAUACGAGAACCCCCCAGAAUCCCGAAUAUCGCCCCCAGACAAGAAUGACUCUCAAAUACCUCGUCGUAGGUGCCGCGGGUGGCCUGGGACGCUAUGUUCUUGACCACUUUGUCGCCAACAAGCCUACGCAUGAGUUCGCCGCUGCGUCGACCAAAGAGUCGAAUAGAAAGCAGUUCGAGGAUCGCGGUAUUGCUUUCCGAAGGGUGGAUUAUGAAGAUGCCGCUUCGCUAGAUGCCGCUUUCCACGAUGUCGAGAAUGUGCUCUUUGUGAGUACCAACACGUUCGAUAAUGAGAAGCGGCGGAAGCAGCACCAGAACUUUGUCGAUGCGGCCAAGAGGAAUGCGGUUAAGCAUGUGUGGUAUACUUCACUAGCUUUCGGGGGAUUUGAGUCCAAUUCAAAGGCUACCGUGCAGACAGCGCAUUUGGAGACGGAGGAAAUGCUUAGAACAUCUGGAGUCACCUAUACCUCUAUCCGAGAGGGCGCAUACACAGAUGCAUUUCCCGUGUUUUUGAAUUGGUAUCCUGAUUCAACCACCGUGCCGUUCCCCACUGACGGCCCCAUCGCAUUCACUCUGCGCUCGGAGCUGGGUGAGGCAACGGCACGUUUGAUGAUUGCAGGUGGCCAUGAGAACGAGAUUGUCCUACUGACCGCCGAGGGUACAGUCCGACCAUCGGAGAUUGUGGACAUUAUCAAUCAGACCACGGGUCGGCAGGUGAAGUUUGAGCGGGUGUCUGGCGAGGAAUAUGUUCGGACAUAUGCAGAAAAUGACGAGGGGGGAAAGCCUAAGGCGUUCUUUGAACAGACCUUGACCUGGUACGAGGGAAUCGAGAAGGGCGAAUUGGCGACGACACAUCCGUUGAUGAAGGAGCUUCUGGGUAGAGAACCCACAAAGCCGCGGGACGCCAUCAAGGCGUUGUUGACGGAAAACCCCAACUAUACAUGGCACCAAAACUAUGUGAAUUGAGCAUCUGUAUAGAUCUAUGACUAAACUAAUAUAACAUGGCGCAUUUGUUCCUUGUACUGUAGAGUGAACGGACGCGCGAGAAUUGUCUCUUAACUUGACUUAGACCAGCUUUCUUCUCCCCCCACCUACACCCGGGUUGAAGACCCACGGAAUGUCAUCGAGCAUACGCUUGGGAAUAGGACAGUGAGAAAAUGGUUGAAUGGAGUAGUGAUCCAGGAUGAACUCCGUUACCUUACGGUUCGUGUGGGAACUAG
This is a messenger RNA of Aspergillus alliaceus, 1345 nucleotides long. Its product is annotated as putative NmrA-like family protein. NCBI's taxonomy places the organism in Eukaryota, Fungi, Ascomycota, Eurotiomycetes, Eurotiales, Aspergillaceae. Bases 171 to 1091 code for a protein of 306 amino acids. The transcript is spliced from 4 exons. The record is from RefSeq and is a predicted model, not a curated record.